AUGCCGCAAAAACCGAUUAAGGACGAGGACGUGGAUAUCGAGCCGGAUCAAUUCUUAGCCGAUCUACCGCCUUCCGGUCGCUCGGAAGAAUCAGGUAUCUCUGCUUCUAGCUCUAGUCUACAACCCAUACCAUUAGCGUUUUCUUCGAUCUCAUCUGAGCCUCAGGAACGCCGCGCCCAAACACCAUCGGCUUCUGGAGGACGCUGUAAUAACAACAAUCGAGCUGUCAAGCCUCAACUUGUGCCUUUUAAUAAAGCCGUUGCUGCCUUUGGACCAGGUCCAGCCUUGCCCCGAGACGAUGUGGUGAAGCAUCUGCCGCCAAAGCUGGUGGAGACGCUGGUGGACGUCGUGAGGACACUCGAUAAAAUUGCAGACAGUGUGGCAGGCUUUCGACCAGACCAGCUAGGCUUCCUCAGCGACAACGUCACGCGAUAUGUGGAGCUAUUGCAACAGACGGACCAGGCGGCGGCCGAGUACCACGCAGACAUUCCAUUGCAAGUACUGCAGAUGAUGGAUGCUGAAGAAGACUCGAACCCCGAGUUGUUUACUAAGAUGCAGCUGGAAAAGUGCCACGAGGAGAGCCAACAAGCAGCUGUAAAGACCGAGACAUUGGAGAUGCUGAGAGAAGCUUUAAUGACUGGACUGGAGGAGCUCGAGUGA
This is a messenger RNA of Peronospora belbahrii, 660 nucleotides long. NCBI's taxonomy places the organism in Eukaryota, Oomycota, Peronosporomycetes, Peronosporales, Peronosporaceae. The record is from the annotation of a GenBank genome assembly.